CAUGUAAAGAUUUCAAUUUAAUGUAUUAUUUUUUCCACUUUAGUGCUUACAAAAGCUAGAAAUAUCAUGUUUUCUGGCUCUGAGCUGAACAAUCAAAUUCUUUCAUUUGCUGGGACAGUUACUGGAUGGAGAAUCCAGGUCAAAGCCUAACAAUAAUAACAAUAGUAAACUGCCAGUAGCUCCAACACUGCGUAGAACAUGAAGGAAUGGGAGAGAAAUUAUAAAUGUAAGCAUUUAUCAACAUCUGCAAAACGGUUAUUUUCACUUUAAAUAACUCGCUUGAAAUUACUGUUAUCUGAUGAUUUUAAGAUACAAUAACUGAAACUCAGUAAGAUAUAAUAACUGAAACACAGCUUUUAAAGAAAAAAAUUCCCUUUUUACUGUUUUGACUCUUGAGUGUUUCAUCUGUUGGAUCCUGUCCCUGAAGAAAUCUGUGGAAAAUGUGAAAAUGUAUUCUCUUCUGAAUGACCUUUUAUAUGCAAAGGGAAAACUUUCCCUCUCUGGAUUGAUUAAAGUACAGGCUCAAGGCUUUCUCAACCCUUCAAGAGUGCCGUCACGGGCUCUGUGGAGGCCGCUGCCAUGCCGAUAGUAGCCCAGUCUUUUUCAAUUUUUUUUUAUUUUGGGGGAAGGGAGGUCAGGGAAAAAAAUCGAAAAGCAAGAAAGAGAUCAAGGAAGUCCUUACCAGAUUCCUAGGGGAGUAUUGCCAGUUGCCACCCCGCCCCCCUCAAGUCCUGAACCCCAUCAGCCUAUACUGGCCAGGGUUUUACAGAUCUUAAAAAUAGCCUCCCGAAAUCCAACCAAAUAAUGUCAUUUCUUCAACUUCCACAGCAUUGAGGAUUUUAAAGCUAAUUCAAGGAGUUUUACAAGCCCAACAAACAGUCAUAAAAAUGCCACUGGACCGACAUCACAUUUUACAAAACGAGAUUGAUCCUUGUGUUGUAAAAGUGAACUGUCUUGAAGGCACACCUCUCAGGCAAGAGACAGCAGCCCAGGACAGGCUUUUUGUGUCCUAUCCGGGAGCUGCCAGGCCUGGGACCACAGGAAAAGGGAUUCAGGAUUUCUGGAGCCUGUGAGAAAACUGUUCACUGUUCUGGAGCUACUGCCAGUGGCAGCCUCCGGGGUAGUCUUAGGAAGAGCAAGAAAGAGGACGCUACCCAUGACAGUGCCAGCAGACAGGCACCCCGGAAACCAAGCCCAUUAAUUACUGUCCAUCCUUGGGACCCGUCCAGCUGUUCUUGGUGCCCUGCUCCACCAGGAGCCCUGUGUCAUCAGUGCCUCUGGGAUGAGGAGGGAGAGUCCCCAUCUGGGUUUUCCUGUCCCAGCUUCUGAGCAGUUUGGGUGGCUUCGGAGAGUCCCGGGGUGCUAGAGGAGAGGCAGCAGUCAGAGCCCCGUCUCACAGCCGCUCCUCCGCAGGUCCUUUCUUGUUGAAACCUGUGGGUUCUGGUCUCUCUGUUCCCUGGGCUCAACGACUGGGUGUGCAGCUGGUGAGGAUACUUGCUUUGAGACCAAGUAGGCAUGAGCCAUUGCAGGGGAGCCCAUCUGUACCCAAAUAAGAUGUUGUUAUAUGUGGAAGGCAGGGGCAGCAGGAGGAGGCUGUGUGGCCUUGUCCUGGUGAGUGUGGGAUGAGCCUUUGGCUCUUUGCUGCCAGGCCCAGACCUCUGACUGAAGUGGGAAGGAGAGAAUGAGGGGGUCCAGCGUUCCCAAGCUUGCUAGUGAAGAGCAGAGGGAAGGCCUGGCUUCUCAGAACCCCUACUCCAGCUCAAGACCCCACACCCUCCAUGGGGGGGGAAGGGGAGGGGCAACUCGGUGUCAGGUCUGGACAGCAGGCCAGCAAGGAGCAAAGCCAUCGUGGUUGCCGCUUCUCUUAGCGGCAGGGUGGUCGGGUUUCCUGUUUGGAGGAGAAAAAAACCAGCAAAAUCCGACAAGGAAAAAAAAAAAAGGCAUGGGGGGUGCAGGAAAGAGCGAGCCUGACAGGGCCUUUCAGGCGGCCUGGGCGCUAGCGCUCCUGCCCGGGUCUGAUCUGCACGUCCCUGCCCGGGCCAGGCCGGCCGCUGGCGUUGGGGGAAAGAGCCGGGCGGGCUGGCUGUGCGCGCACAUUAAUCUGCUGGGCGGGCGGCGGCGGGCGGGCUGGGGGCUGUUUGUAACUUUGCUGCCUCGGUCGCCGCGGUCCCUGGGGAGCGGGCUCCGGCGCUCGCUCCCAUUGGCCGCCGCCGCGUCAGCUGGUGCGAUUUGCUGCUGUCGCUUUUGGCGUUCGGCCAUCCAGAAACAAACCAGUUCGAUGACUACUAAUAGUUAUAGCCAGAUGUACUAAUACACAACAAAUCACAGUCCUGCAGAGGGGCGCGCAAAUGAGUUCCUAUUUUGUGAAUCCCACUUUUCCCGGGAGCCUGCCCAGCGGCCAGGACUCCUUCCUGGGCCAGCUGCCCCUCUACCCGGCUGGCUAUGACGCGCUGAGGCCCUUCCCGGCCUCGUACGGGGCGUCGAGCCUCCCGGACAAGACGUACACCUCACCUUGUUUCUACCAACAGUCCAACUCGGUCCUGGCCUGCAACCGGGCGUCCUACGAGUACGGGGCCUCGUGUUUCUAUUCUGAUAAGGACCUCAGUGGCGCCUCGCCCUCGGGCAGUGGCAAGCAGAGGGGCCCCGGGGACUACCUGCACUUUUCUCCCGAGCAGCAGUACAAACCCGACAGCAGCACCAUACAGGGCAAAGCCCUCCAUGACGAAGGCACCGACCGGAAGUACACGAGCCCUGUUUACCCCUGGAUGCAGCGGAUGAACUCCUGUGCGGGUGCUGUGUACGGCAGCCACGGGCGCCGAGGCCGCCAGACCUACACGCGCUACCAGACCCUGGAGCUGGAGAAGGAGUUCCACUUCAACCGCUACCUGACGCGGCGCCGCCGCAUCGAGAUCGCCAACGCGCUCUGCCUCACCGAGCGCCAGAUCAAGAUCUGGUUCCAGAACCGCCGCAUGAAGUGGAAAAAGGAAAAUAAACUCAUCAAUUCCACGCAGCCCAGCGGGGAGGACUCUGAGGCAAAGGCGGGCGAGUAGACGUCUGGGCA
Molecule: messenger RNA, 3061 nt
Organism: Chinchilla lanigera (long-tailed chinchilla)
Lineage: Eukaryota; Metazoa; Chordata; Mammalia; Rodentia; Chinchillidae
Gene: Hoxa6
Product: homeobox A6
Exons: 2
Coding region: 2349-3050 (233 amino acids)
Biological process (GO): regulation of transcription by RNA polymerase II; anterior/posterior pattern specification
Cellular component (GO): nucleus
Molecular function (GO): RNA polymerase II cis-regulatory region sequence-specific DNA binding; DNA-binding transcription factor activity, RNA polymerase II-specific
Source: RefSeq, a predicted model, not a curated record